AUGACUGUAUAUGAAGAAACACAUUUCAGAUCUUUCCUGGAGUUGAAACUCUCUGAGGAAGAGGUCCACAAGUGGUUGAAAGACUUCCAGAGAACAUCAGAUUUGACUUGGAGAAAAAGGGUACUUCUGGCUGAAGUGGACAACAACACAUGUUGUGGUGCAAUAAUGUACUUCAUCCCGAAGAGGUUGAUUCAUUCGCAACGAAGAGAAUCAAGACAAGUCAAAACAAAGUUAUUAAAUCUCCAUAUGAAAGGAGGUUGCCUCUUUCAUGGGCGUUUACGGAAUGGCGACAACCACAGUCUGACAAGUGCUGAGGUGCUGAAGAGGAGAAAUGUGUCAGCGGACACCAUUGAGAAAUUGACAAAGCUGUUUGAAAUAGUCCACUCUCUUUCAUCAGCUCUAAACAUGAUCAAAUAGGAGUUGCAAGUGGAGUAUGGAGACAACCAUGUGCAUGCCUCUGUGGACUCCUCCAUUUGCCAGCUUCAAUUCUGCUACAAAUUAUACCACAAGCUUUUCAAAGAAGCAUGGGUUGCAAUCGUAUGUAGAGAACAAGAUUGAUGAUUCUCAUGAGAAUCUGGAUAACUGCAAUGAAGAAGAAUGUUCACCAGAAUGUUAUGUUUUCGACUGUGGCAACGUGUCUGAGGACACUGUUGUAAUCGAGUGUGCUCCCGUUUCUGAUGUAAACGGCUCAGGUACAUCUGGAAAACCAGCUGAGGGGGCGACGUUAGAGGAAGACUGGAUGGAGAUCUUUGAAGACCUCAAAAAGAAGAUGAGGGAGGAUCUUGUGUGUUUCAGGCCUAAAGUAGCAUCCUUUGUUUCCAGCUUCAAGAAGAUUAAAACAGACAGUGAACUCAUAGCCGCUCUAUCAAACUUUGGCAAAACCAACCCUGGACCAACAGCAAAGUUUCGCCAGGGACACGCACGCCCCGCAAAGAGCUCCAUAGGAGAGUGUGGACAUGGCACAUGCUGCUGGAAGAGGAAGGCACCCAAUUGAAUGUCUGUGUGUGGAAUAGCACAUGGACAUUGGGAGUACUACACAAAAUAAGCAAGUCAACAUCAGUGGCCCCAUGUGCCCAUCAUCCAACUGCUCACCAUCUGUGACCUUCAGUGCACUAGCGCUCUGCCCUCAAACACCCCCCAUCUGCCUACCACCUUUAUGUCAACUCCGCCUUGUACAAAACCAGUGGCUAUUUCAAUGCAUUGUGGCCUCUACAACACUAGAAUCAGUGGCUAUUUCAGUAUUGCAUUCUUGCCUUUUGGUUUUACGUUCAUUCAAUGCAAGACGUUUCUGCAAUUUCAUAUGUUUUGGAAAUUGAUUCCAUGUUUAUGGACCAUCAGACUUUAAAAAGCUGUUCUUCCAACCCAGUUGUAGAUCUACAGGCCUAUACUAUCACUGAACCAAAACAGUAGUUGUCAUGACUUUGCCGAGUCUUAAAUAUAAAAUGCUUAUUUAUAUUUUUUUAUAUACUGGUGUACGCUACCAUUAAAAAGUUUGGGGUCAUUUAGAAAUGUCCUUGUUUUUGAAAGAAAAGCCCCAUU
Molecule: messenger RNA, 1539 nt
Organism: Oncorhynchus tshawytscha (Chinook salmon)
Lineage: Eukaryota; Metazoa; Chordata; Actinopteri; Salmoniformes; Salmonidae
Source: RefSeq, a predicted model, not a curated record